Molecule: messenger RNA, 858 nt
Organism: Penicillium coprophilum
Lineage: Eukaryota; Fungi; Ascomycota; Eurotiomycetes; Eurotiales; Aspergillaceae
Product: PEX11 domain protein
Exons: 4
Coding region: 1-858 (285 amino acids)
Biological process (GO): peroxisome fission; regulation of peroxisome size
Cellular component (GO): peroxisomal membrane
Source: RefSeq, a predicted model, not a curated record
AUGAUUCAACAAUUUUCUCGUUUUGUCAAAUCAGGCGCUGGUCUUGAAAAGACCCUUCGUUUGAUCCAAUGCGUGUCGCAGGUCGUCGCCGCACUCACCGUGAGCAGUGCCCUGGCCAUGCAACUGACCACGGUUAAGCUGCAAUUGGCAUUGGCGCGGAGAUAUUUCCGCUUCUUUGGAUUCAUUGACUCAUUCGAGCGCAUGUUUGCGUUGCUGGGCAAGGGUGGCUUCAGUUCUGUAGCUGGAGUGCUCGAACUAGCUAAAUGCACCUGCUUUGGUCUUUACUUUGUCCUGGAAGACCUGACCACGCUUCACGCAAUGGGUGUUUACACAGUACCCUGGAAUGGCCGUAUGAUGGAUCAGGCCAAUACCUUCUGGUUCUAUGCGCUCUCUUUCUCUGUUGCUGGAGCCAUCUGGUCGCUUCUUGUCGGACCUGCGGAGCAGCCCUUUAAGAAGAAUGGUAAGAAAAAGAACCGGAAGACCUCCGAAAAGGCUCCCCCGGUCAAAGCAACUGCUGCCCCUGCUCGGGUCAAGCAGAUCGUGGUGGAUGGAUGUGAUUUGCUUAUCCCGCUGGAGCUGCUGGGGUGGAUGCCCACCGGGGACGUGGUGGUUGGAUCGACCAUGGUGUUGAGCACACUGCUGACUGCUCAAGACAUCUGGGCUCGAGUAUCCAAAAGCCAAAAAGAAAUGGACUUGCAGGGAAUCGAACCCUGGACCACUCCCAUGCUAAGGGAGUAUUAUACCACUAAACCACAAGCCCAAUUGGAUGAAAGAGACGGCCUUUUAGUGCUCUAUGACACUAAAUUGCAACAAGACGGGAAAGGGCUCUCCAUCGAAUGCCAAUGCAUCUUGCUGUAA